Baudoinia panamericana UAMH 10762 is the source of this 384-nucleotide messenger RNA. RefSeq lists its product as uncharacterized. The record is from RefSeq and is a predicted model, not a curated record. The annotation marks the transcript as partial. The transcript has a single exon. NCBI's taxonomy places the organism in Eukaryota, Fungi, Ascomycota, Dothideomycetes, Mycosphaerellales, Teratosphaeriaceae.
GUCUUUCACUAUGGCAAUCUCAAAAGCGCAAAAACAAGUAUUAGGCUUGCGCAGAUACUGCCCGGCAGCGGGAGCAAAGGCGUGGCGAUCGAUCUCAUCGAGUCGUUCGUCAGCGGCCGAGGCAAGGGACUGUAUGAUGCCUUGUCUUACACCUGGGGCAGCGGAGAGCGUAAUAAAAAUGUGACCUGCAAUGGCCGGCGUCUGGCCGUCACGCAGACGCUGCUUGAAGCUCUCCAGCGUUUCCGUGACCCGGUCAACACUGUCACGCUGUGGAUCGAUCAGAUAUGCAUCUGCCAGGAGCGCAUCAAGGAGCGCAACCAGCAAGUGUCAAUGAUGGGAGACAUCUUCACGAACGCGCGCAAGGUGAUCGUCUGGCUUGGCGAG